CACACACAGACACACAGACACGCGCGCACACACGCUCGCGCGUACACUACCUGCCGAAAUAGUCUGUAUGUCCCAGUUAUAGUCAAAAGACAGACAGGAUUUGGAUCGCUUUGUAUUUUUGUUUUGUUAUAAAUAAUAUCUUUUUAUAUAUGUACAUUGAUAUAUAUCGAAAGGAUUUCAGUGUGUGUGUGUGUGUGCGCGCGCGCAUGUGUUUGUUAGUAUGUGUGUUUAAAUGUCUGCUCUGAUUUAAGACUAAAAGCGGAACACAGGUUUGUUUGUUUUUUGUUUUUGUUAUGGAGUGUCCGUUUCAUUGAAGACACAAGACACUAAUGAGUCUGGAGCUCGCGCACUUCUGGGCUUUAAUCCCCUGCUGGACUUUAACUUCACCUUGACGGAUUUCUCGCAGGUAGCUGGACUAUUUCUAAAAGCGUGACCAUGUUGGACAACGACAGGUAUGCAGGCAAGAAGAGGAAGAAGCCAGUCCAAAAACAGAAAACGGCUACUGAUGUCACCAAGUCCAAUCCUUCGAAGAGGCACAGGGAUCGCUUGAACGGCGAGUUGGACAGGCUGACCAACAUGUUGCCCUUCUCUGAGAACGUACGCACUCGCCUGGACAAACUGUCUGUCCUGCGUCUGAGCGUGGGCUACCUGAAAGUGAAGAGCUACUUCAACGCCACCAUGAAGAAAAACAGUCUGGAGUUUCACACAGGAAAAGGAUUAGACACCAGCAAAAUGGAUGCCAUGGGCUUCUCAGAGGGUGACCUUCUCCUUCAGGCUCUCAAUGGCUUUGUACUGGUGGUCACUGCAGAGGGUUACGUCUUCUACGUGUCACCAACCAUACAGGACUACCUCGGCUUCCAUCAGUCUGAUAUGGUCCACCAGAGUGUGUUUGAGUUCAUCCACAUAGAUGACAGAGCCAUGUUCCGAAGGCAGCUGCAUUUCGCUCUCAACCCAAAUCUGUUAGAUGUGGAAGCUGACGGUACCCAGAACAGCAGCGACAUCACGAGGAACCUCAUGGCCUACGACCCGCAGCACAUCCCACCCGAAAACUCGUCUUUCCUAGAGAGGAGCUUCAUGUGCCGCUUCCGAUGCCUCCUGGACAACUCGUCUGGGUUUCUGAAACUGAACUUUCAAGGAAGGUUAAAGUUUCUGGUCGGGCAGAACAGGAAGGCUGAGGACGGUUCUCUAGUCCAGCCUCAGCUCGCUCUUUUCGCCAUUGCCACUCCUGUUCAGCCAUCAGCUAUCCUAGAAAUCCGUACUAAGACUCUAAUAUUUCAGACCAAGCAUAAGCUGGACUUUACUCCUAUGGGUAUUGACUCCAGAGGCAAAGUCGUGUUGGGUUACACAGAAAUGGAGCUGUGCAUGAGAGGGUCUGGAUAUCAGUUCAUUCAUGCGGCGGAUAUGAUGUACUGUGCCGACAAUCAUGUCCGAAUGAUAAAGACCGGGGAAAGUGGAAUGACAGUUUUCCGACUUUUAACCAAGAAUGGAGGAUGGGUUUGGGUGCAGGCAAACGCCAGGCUUGUCUACAAAGGAGGACGUCCUGACUUUAUUAUCGCUCGACAGCGUGCCCUAGUAAAUGCGGAAGGAGAGGAGCACCUGCGCCAGAGGAGAAUGCAGCUUCCCUUCAGCUUCACCACAGGAGAAGCGAUGCUCUACGAAACCUGUCCGACGCCUGACAUGAUGAAUCCCAAAGACACCAACAGAGUUAACCAGAAGACCAUGGUUCCGAGCUCAAUCCUCGAUUCGAUGCAAAAACAGGACAAGUCGAUAUAUCAUCAGGGCACCAAGCCUCAAUUUACAGCAGACGAUGCCUUCACGGAUAGCUGGGCUCUCUUUAAUGUGCCCAGUCACAUAGUGCAAGAUGAACCUGGGAACGAGGAGGAAACCAUCGUGUCCAUGAUUGACACCUUGGAACAGCUGGCUCACGACGGAGAUCUGUGCACGGCACUUCAGCAAAUGGAAGUGGACACGGCCGAGCUGAAAGAGUGGGAAAAUGCCAUUUUGAGGAUGACCAAAGACAAUAAUGGUAACGACAGACCUCUUAGUCUCGAUGAAAUUCUCACCAACGACAUAUUCUCCUACGUGGAGGAUGCCUUAUACAAGGAGAACAGCACUUGUUCCCUGUUGCAACCAAACACCACCACCGAUCUGUUUGGAGGGCAUUCAGAACCUAUGGCGCGCUCAGGAUGUGAAUUCGCACAUCGCACCUUCAACAGCACAGGAGCAGACAACAACGAUUUAAAGGCUGACAGAAAACUGAACACUAUCGCCGUAACUGGGCAACAAAUGGACAGGAUGGUUAGUACAGAUGCUACCAUGGGAAACAAUGUUCCAUGCUAUACAGAAAUAUCUUCCAAGAAUCACAUGAAUAACUCCUCCAACUUGGAGCAGACCGGCCUGUUCACGUCCGCUAGCAAAGUCUCACAGCUGAUCAACCAAACUGAGACGCAUCUGGGUUUAAAAAUGACACAAAGCAUGUACAGUGUUGCCCCUUGCAAUGGAUGGGGGCCGCCAAAACCCACUGAGAACGGCAGAACCUCCAAGCUGGAAAGUACAGAAUCCUACUGCCAGUUUGUGUCCUACACUGCCAACAACACAAAAAAUCCACAAAUGAAUCAUUCACCAAAUCAUAUUCACAAGCUAAGCCAAACAACUCCAAAUCUUUGGAACAAUCUGAGCACAGGGGACCAUAAUCCUUCCUUGUCCCCAUCCACAAAAAACCAUGUCGCGUCUGUCAUCAACUGCCCAAGUCUCUCGAAAUUCCCCCAGCAAAGCGAGAUCCAAGCUUGGCAAAACACAUCACCAGAGCAGCCCUGUGCCAGCCUGGUCAAGAACAGGCUUGUAUCUGAGGGCUGUUAUCAGAGUUUGGAGAGCCCUGGCUUCCCUCCAGCUGAUCUUCUGCCAGAGAGCUCUCAGAGCUGCAACGAUAAACAUAUCAACUUCGUCAACAGCCUGUACCAGUUGCCGCAGAAUGGGUUGGCAGCUAGCGAUUGUUUGCCACUCGGCAGCUGCAUGUUUGAGAACCACUCUCCACUUAACACCAACGCGGAACAGCAGCAUCCUCAAGCACACGCCGUGACCAUCACAUCAUGUGGCAAGAGCACAUUACCCAUCAACCAGAGUCCACCGCAAGCAUCCUGUUACUUUCAGUGGACAUGCAGUGAGCCACUAGUGGGCACAUCCUCGAUUCCACAAGAGGAUACUUGCAUCAGUCCACAGUCGUGCCUUCCAGGACCUGGCAUUGCUACUCUCGACAGUCACAGUGUCUUCCAGAGAUACCUUGGCUGCAAUGGACACAUAUAGGCAAGCGUCCAUCUCCUUGAAGACGUCACUAUUUCCUGUCCUGGCUUUGUCACUAGACUUUCUGAGAACAGCGAAUGCAGCUGAAGAUACCGGACAUGAGGGUGUCGAAUAAUAACUUCCGAGCUCCUUCACGUAGACGUCGAAAUAGACGCCUCAAUGAACCGUACUUUAAGUUCUGUCUAAAGAAACGAACCAUAAAUAUUGGAAUGCACCGUGGAAGUAAAAUUGAUCGAUAUUGUUUAAUAUUAAGCAUCAUUCAUAUGUGAGAUAACUUCGGUCCAAAUUGGAGCCAUUGUAAUGAAAUCUUUCAAGUUGUGUUUUGAAAUGUAGUGGACUGUUUUGAUGGCUUAGACAAGAUGGUGUUGUUGUUGUUGUUGUUGUUUAGCUCGCUUUCUUAAUUUCUUUUAAAGGAUAUUCCUUUUGCACAGCAUUUUUUUCACGUCCACAGGGUAUUUUAUGCUAUUUCGCUCCACGUGUAUAACGUCAGAGUGAAGUCCAAAAACAUCCAAUAGUAUUCUAUUGCAUGCUCUUUUUUUUUAAUUAAAACAAAUA
Molecule: messenger RNA, 3855 nt
Organism: Hemibagrus wyckioides
Lineage: Eukaryota; Metazoa; Chordata; Actinopteri; Siluriformes; Bagridae
Product: aryl hydrocarbon receptor-like
Exons: 11
Coding region: 436-3303 (955 amino acids)
Biological process (GO): regulation of transcription by RNA polymerase II
Cellular component (GO): aryl hydrocarbon receptor complex; nucleus
Molecular function (GO): nuclear receptor activity; protein dimerization activity; transcription cis-regulatory region binding
Source: RefSeq, a predicted model, not a curated record